Messenger RNA from Rattus norvegicus (Norway rat), 4875 nucleotides. The record is from RefSeq and is a predicted model, not a curated record. Lineage: Eukaryota; Metazoa; Chordata; Mammalia; Rodentia; Muridae.
CCCUGGAUCUCUGCUAUAAUUCCAGGGUGCCCAGGGCAUCAAGCAAGACAGAAGGUGCAGCCGGGGCCCCUUUCUACGGGAAGUUCCUUAGAUGAACGCUGGAGAUCAGGCAGCUAGGGAACGGAAGGGGACAGUUGAGCAAGAGACAAGACUGUUGACAGUUGCAGAGUGUGUGGGCUCUGUGGGCAUCAGACAGUGACCUCCUCACAGGUCCAGGAGCAACAGACUGCAAACAAAGGCCUCUGAGAGGUCUGAGGCACCAUGGAGAAAGGAAAAGGACUGGCCAGAAAAAGUAGGAAGCUGGCAUCCAGCCGCCGGAGGCAGAUGCGAGAGCCAGCAGACGGGCAGGAUGCCCCCGUGGCCCCGGAAGCGGGGUCCUGGCCCUCUGACGCUGAUGCGGAACUUCAGGGUUUCUUCCAGAACUGUGGUGCCAAGGAGAGGGGCUUUGUCACCCGGGAGGAUCUGGCGGAGGCCAGGUUCAGCUUCCUGGGUAACGAGGAGCCGCAGAUGAUAUUUGACUGGGUGGACGUUGAGAGUAGGGGCCGCCUGUCGCUGGAAGAAUUCAGCUCUGGACUCAAAAAUGUCUUUGGCUCCAGCCCCAGUACCCACAGACUCCAGACAAAACGGUCAUUGCCCUCUCAACGGAUAUCUGCGACCUCCAGCUUCCCUGUCUUCGAGGAGGCCGAUACUGAGGAGAAGGAAGCCUUCCUGACCCUUGUAGGGCAGAUGGAGACUGGCCACUCCCUUUCUGAGCAGGCUGAGCUCUGGAAACUGUGGAGAGAGCUGCGGCAGGAGGAGCCCCAGUUGGCAGGCAACUUGGAGGGCUUCCUAGCCAAGAUGAGCAGUCGCCUGCAGGAGGCUCGGGCCGACCGGGAGGCACUGGCGUGGACCCUGAGAAAGCGAGACUCUGACCAUCUCCACAAGGUGAGACAGCUCUACGAGGAGACAGAGGAACAGAUCCGCAGGGAGAAACAGCAGCUGCAGGCCCAGAGCAACUCCAGGGGCAUGGCCCUCAGUGCCCACAUGCAGGAGGCCCUGGAGGCCAAGGAGCAAGAGGUUCAGCGGCUAGCAGAAGGUCAGAGAGAGCUGGAGGCCCAGCUCCUCCACCUCAGUAGCACACAGCAAGAGGCCAGCUUGGAGAACCUGCAGCUCCGGGAGGUUGAGCGUGACCUGACCGGGCAGCUAGAAGAGGUGCGGGGACAGCUACAGGUGACAAGAGGUCACCUGGAUACUGCCAGGACCAGGGGCCGAGUGUCCUGGCAGGUAGAGGAAGAGCCAAGUGUCCCCAGGGCAAAUACGGAGGCCCCAGACCUUCAGGCUGUCCCCACAGAGGAGGCCCCACUGCCUGAGCUGUUUGGGGUUAACGAUGACUGGGACAAGCUCCUCAGCAGCUUCGAAGAUCCUACUCAUAGAACCCUGCGGCUUUGCUGGAGCCCUCCCCCAUCCCCAAGUGACACCUCCGCCCCCCAGACUCCCCGCAUUGUUAGACAGAUCUCCAUUUCCAAUAUGUCUGCUCUGCCGUUUUCUCAGGAGCCAGCCUCAGAUCUAGACCCAGGUCCAAGAAGCACCUCUGAGAUGUCUCCUGAUAGUGCCAGAGAUACGAAAGGGGUGGAGGACCCCAAGGGGCAGGAUGGACAGGAUGUCAGUUCUAAGCAGCUUGUGAACUCCGCUGACUUAGAUGCCAGGCUCCAGGGUCCCUUCCUCAGGAGUCCGCCAGGAGUCCCGGCUGGGGAUUCUGGGAAUGUUGAAGAAGCCACUUUCAGAGUUCUGCUUGCUUCUGAGGCUGAGCUUCCUCCUCAGGGGCUCUCUUCUCCUCCUCAGUCCCCAACCGGGUCCGGAAAACAGACCCAGACUUCAGAUCUGGGUGACAAGAGUCUUUGGUCUGGACCUGAUGCAGCCAAACUGACCAUAGAGAGAGAAGUCAUGGCGGAGGACCUGAAGCUGGGCUUAGGGUCCCAGGGAGACACAGCUCUCCCUGAGGAGGCCACAGAGCCCUCCCUGAGCCUGGAGUCUGUGGACCAAGUACACACAGAGACACCAGGGCAGGAUGAGGCACAUCUGGCCAGGCUAGAGAGUCAUUCUAGGGGUUACCAAGAAGCCAGUGGCCAAGACCUGCAUCUGGAUAGCCUGUCUACCCACCUCCCCCAAAGUCUAGAAGAGCAGCUUGGGCCUGAGGAAGGGAACUUAGGAGAGAGAGGCCAGCAGGACCCUGGAACAGAAGCCGAUGAGGCUCACAGCCUGGAAGCCUGGAACACAGAAUCCCUCCAGCAAGAUGAUCCCCUUCCUAACCGAUCUCAGGCUCCUGCUGAGGUGGAAGUCACUGCUCCUGACCAAACGUCUCCUCCCAUCUUGGGGGCUGGGGCUGGGCUUGCAGUGGGAGCCCCAGAGACCACACAGGUUCUCCUCACCCUGGCUGAGUCAGAAGUCCAGCCCAGGCCCAUGUCCAUGCCUCUUCAGGUGGAGAUCAAGUCAGACGCCCCUCAGCCCCCAGAGCCAGGGGCAGAGAGCAGGCCAGAGGACCCAAGGACAGACUUACAGGAGGCUGAACCGAGUUCUUCCCCUGGGGACCUCACUGCUGGCAAGCCUCAGGCUGACCCCGACUACCUCUACCAUGUCAUCUUCUUGGGGGACUCCAAUGUGGGCAAGACCUCAUUCCUACACCUGUUACAUCACGAUUCGUUUGCCGCUGGACUGACGGCCACUGUAGAGCUGGGGACUGAACCCAGGGCCUUGUUCUUGCUAGGCAAGCGCUCUACCACUAAGCUAAACCCCCAACCCCCACAUCAGUUUUCAAGACAUUGUCUUAUACCAUGGCCGGUCUGAUGGAAGCAGUUCUUUGGUUGGGGCUCCUUCUUCCCAGGUGACUCCAGCCUGUUCAAGUUGACAGUCAAAACUGACCAGGAUGCCAUGGAUCUAGUUAAAGACUCAGUGUCCUUGAAAAAGAGUGACCCAUAGCAGACAUAGCCUGCCGUCUGCAAGGUCACAGUUAUUGAUCACCUAAGCUGCUGUGUGUCUGCUGAGCAUCUCUGAGCAUCCCCAUAUCUUCGGCACCUUCUGUUUGUCUCAUCCCUUUACAAAGAUUCCUGUGACGGCUGUGAUAAAAACAGACAGAAGCAACUUAAGGGAGAAAGGGUUUGCCUUAGCUCCCAUUUCAAUGUAUAGCCUGUGGUUGCAGGGAAAUCAAUGAGGCAGAAGCUCCAAACUGCUGGAUAUGUUACAGCCACAGUCAAGAGAACAGUGAGUGCCUUAGGGUUUUACUGCUGUGAGCAGACACCGAGACCAAGGCAACUCUCACAAGGACAACAUUUAACUGUAGCUGGCUUACAGGUUCAGAGGUUCAGUUCAUUGUCAUCAAGGCAGGAGCAUGGCAGCAUCCAGGCAGGCAUGGUGCAGGAGGAGUUGAGUUCUACAUCUUAUUCUGAAGUCUGCUAGGGGAAGACUGACUUCCAGGAAGUUAGGAUGAGGGUCUUAAAACCCAUGCCCACGGGGCUGGGGAUUUAGCUCAGUAGUAGAGCGCUUACCUAGGAAGCGCAAAGCCCUGGGUUCGGUCCCCAGCUCAAAAAAAAAAAAAAAAAAAAAAACAAAAAACAAAAAACAAAAAACAAAAAACAAAAAACAAAAAACAAAAAAACCCAUGCCCACAGUGACAUAACCACUCCAACAAGGCCACGCCCACACAGACCCGCCCACACAGACCACGCCCACACAGACACGCCCCCUCCAACAAGGCCACACCUUCUAACAGUGCCACUCCCGGGCCAAGCAUAUACAAACUAUCACAGUGAAUUAAUGUAUACCUGCCAGCCCUCAUCUCCCCAGCUCCCUUUCCCUGAGCUCAGGGUCCUGCCUGGGUGAAACGAAGCCAUGCACAUCUUCCCGUCACAACUACCCCAAUUAAGAACAUCCCUUCGGGCUGGGGAGAUGGCUCAGUGGUUAAAAGCACUGCCUGUUCCUCCAGAGGUCCUGAGUUCAAUUCCCAGCAACAACCAUCUCUAGUGGGAUCUGGUGCCCUCUUCUGGCAUACAUGUGGAUAAAGCACUCAUACACAUAAAAUUAAUAAAACUAUUGGUGUGACCGCAGGCCAACCUAUCUUACCUAGACACUAGCCUCUGACUUCCACUCAGGUGGAGCUGGGAGGCUCAACUGCUACAAGAAUAGGAAUGACUUUCAGGAGGAGGCAAUAUGAAGCAGAGUUUAUUGAGUCUAACACAGAUUUAGCGCUGGUGCUCGCAGGAAAGGGGUGAGACACACACACACACACACGAUGACCUCCAGAGAUCUGCCUGUCUUUGUCCCCACCACCCUGAGGCUGGGGUUAUAGCAUGUUGGGUGUGUGUACUUGUGACUUUGGGAAACGUCCUUACUGAGGCAGGGGCUCACCAAACCCAGGGCUCACCAACAUGUCUGGUCCCUCCAGCCAGCUUUCUCUGGGCAUCCCCCUGUCUCUCCCUUUGGAGGCCGCCACACCCACCCAGCAUUUAUGUGGGUUUCUGGGUAUCUGAAUCCCUGACUUGCAUGGCAAAUGUUAAACCCCCUGAUCUAUCUCUCUGGCCCCAUGAUGCUCUGUGUGUGUCAGUUCCACACAAUUCAAUAGCAGAGGCUCAGACGGAGGCCCCUGUGGCCAGCCAGAUGUCUCCCCCCACCCCUGCCCCAUCCCAUCCCCUCUCAAAAAGUCAGAAUUCUUGCCAAGUGCAUUCGAGGCCAUUGGCUGGGGACAUAGAUACCAGGUGUUUUGACGUCUCCAUGUGUGAUUCUCAGUGUGGCCCCUACUGGUGGCAGAGAACUGAAUCCUAGUGAGGUUUCUAGCCUUUGUUUGGCAUCUUCCCCACCUCACACGUUAGACUCCACCGGAGAAAGCCUGACCUCUGCCUGCCC